UCGCACUGGGUCGGAAAAUUUCUUUUUAUUUUUAGAUUUCUGCCAUCUGUUUGGUAAAAUAGCUUCCGCAUACCUCGUAAACAAUUUGUUGUUGCUGCUCUUACCACCACUAUUCGAGACUUUUCGCCACCUCUCGAAAAUACAUUAGAGACCAAUCCAAUAAGACCGCCCGUUGGGAUUGUGGAUUGGCGUCGUUACAGGACUCGUUAGUGCCCACUCGUACCAAACACGCCGCUCGUUCGCGUUCCGCCAUAAAUGAACUUCCACAGUGGAGGCCUCAGGAGCGUAGGCCGGUG
Nannochloropsis gaditana CCMP526 is the source of this 296-nucleotide messenger RNA. RefSeq names its product protein arginine n-methyltransferase. The record is from RefSeq and is a predicted model, not a curated record. The annotation marks the transcript as partial. The transcript has a single exon.